GAUCUGAACCGCCCGGGCCGAGGAUCGAGGCGGCAUUUCUCACUUUUAUAAAUACCAAACAGACGCGGCCCUUCAUUUGCUUGCUUGUCUGACUAUCUCACCCAGUUUUCGAGCUUCACACCAGACACAAAGACGCAGAAGCACCAAAAAUGGAGAAAGCGAUCAACAGGCAGCGUGUUCUGCUCGACCACCUCCGCCCUCCCUCCGCCGACUCUUCUUCUUCUCUCUCCGCAUCGGCAUGUGCGGCUGGGGACAGCGCUGCAUAUGCGAGGACAAACGUGUUCGGAGAUGAUGUGGUGAUUGUUGCAGCUUAUCGGACUCCGAUUUGCAAGGCGAAACGCGGCGGCUUCAAGGAUACUCAUGCUGAUGAUCUUCUUGCACCUGUUUUGAAGGCAGUUGUAGAAAAGACCAAUGUGAACCCAAGUGAAAUUGGAGAUAUUGUUGUGGGUACAGUGUUGGCUCCAGGAUCUCAAAGAGCUAGUGAGUGCAGGAUGGCUGCCUUUUAUGCUGGCUUCCCAGAGACUGUGCCAAUUAGAACCGUGAACAGACAAUGUUCAUCUGGGCUUCAGGCCGUUGCUGAUGUAGCUGCGUCUAUAAGGGCCGGAUUUUACGAUAUUGGAAUUGGGGCUGGGUUGGAAUCUAUGACUGCAAAUCCAAUGGCAUGGGAAGGAUCAGUUAACCCUAAAGUGAAGAUAUUUGAACAAGCCCAGAAUUGCCUUCUUCCUAUGGGAAUCACCUCAGAAAAUGUUGCUCAUCGAUUUGGAGUUUCACGCAAGGAGCAAGAUCAGGCUGCAGUUGAUUCUCAUAGGAAGGCAGCUGCUGCUACUGCUACCGGUAAAUUUAAAGACGAAAUUAUUCCCGUGGCAACCAAGAUUGUUGACCCAAAAUCUGGUGAGGAGAAACCUGUUACAAUUUCUGUUGAUGAUGGGAUUCGGAACACAACAUUGGCAGACCUGGCGAAGUUGAAGCCUGUCUUUAAGAAAGAUGGGAGCACCACUGCUGGUAACUCUAGUCAAGUUAGUGAUGGUGCUGGAGCUGUUCUCUUGAUGAAGAGAAGCGUUGCUGAGCAAAAAGGAUUGCCAAUUCUGGGUGUAUUCAGGAGUUUUUCUGCUGUUGGUGUGGAUCCAGCCAUCAUGGGUGUUGGCCCAGCUGUUGCAAUUCCAGCUGCAGUCAAGGCUGCUGGUUUAGAGCUUGAUGAUAUUGAUCUUUUUGAGAUAAAUGAGGCCUUUGCAUCCCAAUAUCUCUAUUGCCGUAACAAGUUGGGCCUUGAUCCAGAGAAGAUCAAUGUUAAUGGAGGUGCACUUGCCAUUGGGCAUCCACUUGGUGCAACAGGUGCUCGCACUGUUGCCACUUUAUUGCAUGAGAUGAAGCGACGUGGAAAGGAUUGCCGCUUUGGAGUGAUAUCAAUGUGCAUAGGCACAGGGAUGGGGGCAGCAGCUGUUUUCGAAAGGGGGGACUCUGUCGACGGACUGUGUAAUGCGCGCAAAGUUGAAACCCACAUUCAUCUUUUGUCAAAGGAUGCUAGGUAGAAGGAAUUAUCUAUCGAACAUCGUCGCGCUCCUAUCAAUAAUGUAGGGUUGAGAACGAAAAUUAUAAUGAAGCGUUGCAAUAAGGUUGCUGCAUUUUUAUAUUGGCUUAUCUAGUCUCAUAGGUCAUGAGAUGCGAACUCUAUCGGGAUCUCCUUCCCCUUGGGCUCGAUCUGUGCUGUUGUUUAUCUUAUGUUCAGAGUUUGUCUCUGCAAUUCCUCUUAAUAAUGUUUGAUAUAGUGAGAUAUCAUAGUGAAGCAAAAUAUUCUUAUGUAUUUAAAAUGUGAUGGUGAACUCAUUCAUCCUUUUUAUGUUAUUAUAUAAUGUCUCAAGUUUGACUUA
Molecule: messenger RNA, 1868 nt
Organism: Pyrus x bretschneideri (Chinese white pear)
Lineage: Eukaryota; Viridiplantae; Streptophyta; Magnoliopsida; Rosales; Rosaceae
Product: 3-ketoacyl-CoA thiolase 2, peroxisomal
Exons: 14
Coding region: 150-1529 (459 amino acids)
Biological process (GO): fatty acid beta-oxidation; phenylacetate catabolic process
Cellular component (GO): peroxisome
Molecular function (GO): acetyl-CoA C-acyltransferase activity
Source: RefSeq, a predicted model, not a curated record